AUCCCCGUUGCGAGGAGCGCUUUUAACAAUCCCGAGGCCGCGGCGGGACGGUGAGCGCCAGCGCGGGUUGCUAGGGCUGCGCCGGGGCAAGCGCCCUAGUGUUUUGACCACUGGCUGGAGGCGCCCAGCGGGGACCCUGCGCACAUGGUGGCAACUCUUCCUGAACAUGGCGGCUGACUUGAAACCUUCCCAGAGGGGCACUUUUCCUUCUUUCCCGAGUAGCUACCCAUCAUGCCGCUCUCAGGGACAGGAUGUUACGGAUCUCAAAAAAUCACCCCAAAAGACUAAUGGAAAGAAGCUCUGUGAUAAGCAGUCACAUACUGAUGAAGACAAAGAAAAGGCAAUGCAGCAGGACCGGCUGGAAGAGAACAAGGUCUUUUGUAAAUCGGAUGAGAAGGAUUCCAAAAGUAAAAUAUACCUUAAUCGCUUGUAUCAGAUGUAUUCUACCUCUCUUGCUAACAUGGAAUUCACCAGGAGACUGCUCCAGAGCAGCGACUGGCGUGCAGAAGGGAGGGCAGAUUGCAGCGCUUGGGAUUUGCUGGAUUCCUUGUUCCCAAAUGGAGACCAUCAUUGCCAAGUUCAGCCCAGAGAGACAAGGACAGAAGAAAAAUCACCAGCAGUUCAGCAACCUCAGACACUGCCUCACCUCAGCUUCUUGAAAUUCAAGAACCCAACCAGCAAAAAAAGAGAUUCUAAUGAGAAAACAAGAAGAUCCCAGGCAGCCACGCAUGGCACGAAGGAUAGCGGGAAAGCCUCCUCGGAUUUCACUGAGAACCAAGCAGACAAAUGGGCAGUGGCUGGGCGCGCAAGGGAACUUCCCUUCCCACGCAGGUGUAGGCGAGACUGGGGCCGCAAAGCCCGGGAACCCUUGGAAGAAACGCAACCAACCCGACGGAGGCCAGGCAGAAGCUGCGCGUCCUUAAGUGGGACUGGGCGCGCUCAGGUCUGGGAGCCGGACGGAGGGGCUUCUGCCUUGGGCGCAGGUGAGCCCGGAGGUGGGUGGCGUCUCCCAGCUCUCAACCCCACGGGGAGGAGGGCUUGGAAGGCGCGUGGGGCGGCGUGCGCGCAGCUAAGCGGGCCAGCGCCGCGAGCCUCGUCCCCACUGCUCCGCGCCCUGCACCCUGGGGGCCGGACGCGCGCCCCUGGUCGCACCGUUUCCUCCUCCUCCUCCUCCUCCUCCUCCACCUCCUUCCCGGCCGCCGCGGGGCCGGGCCCGGUGCUUUGAUGGAGGUGCAAACAUUUUGGGG
Molecule: messenger RNA, 1247 nt
Organism: Choloepus didactylus (southern two-toed sloth)
Lineage: Eukaryota; Metazoa; Chordata; Mammalia; Pilosa; Megalonychidae
Exons: 8
Coding region: 167-1225 (352 amino acids)
Source: RefSeq, a predicted model, not a curated record